GAAUUGGGGUUUGUACAUUGACAACGACCUUAAAGAUUUUAUUCCUAAAAAAAAAAGCAAAGAGACAUGAAACAAAAGAUGCAAGAUGAGGAGGCCGUAGACUCUUCAGACAGCAUGAAUGUUACCGACAUAGUUUUGCAGUCAUCAUCUCCCAAACUCUCACAGAAGCAAGACUACAUCUUCCACGGAGGGAGACGGCAUGUGAGACCGUACUACUUCGAGUUCAUCUCUCAUGUGAAUAAACGGUGGACUGGAAAAACAAUUGUUGAUUUGUUCGCAGAUGAGUUCAAAGGCAGACCUCGUGACUACUAUGUUGGUGCUGUUAAAAGUGGAAGAAUCAAAGUUGAUGGAGAAACUGUACCAGUUUCUUAUAUUGUCAAAUCAUCUCAAAAGAUCACUCAUUUCCUCCACAGGCAUGAACCACCUGUGAUGACUGAUGAUGUAGAGAUUCUUCUUAAAGAACCUGAUGUUGUUACUGUCUGCAAACCAGCUUCUAUCCCUGUGCAUCCGUGUGGUCAAUACCGUAAGAACACGGUUGUUGGAAUCCUUGAUGCUGAGCAUGACCUUGGCCCUCUAUUUCCUAUUCACCGAUUAGACCGUUUGGUUUCUGGAUUGCUCAUCAUAGCAAGGACUGCUGCAAAGGCUGAUUUUUUCAGGCAACAGAUAGAGGGUGGAUUGGUGAAGAAACGCUAUAUUGCAAAGGUUGUUGGCGUGUUUCCAGAAGAGGAGAAAGUAGUGGACGCCAAUAUAAAUUAUAAUGGCAGCCAAGGAAGAAGCACAGCAGAGGACGCCAGUUCGAGUGGUGAUGAUAAUAAGGUGAAAGGGAAGCCUGCGUGCACCAAGUUCACUAGAAUCGAUACAAAUGGGACUCAUAGCCUCGUUUUGUGUGAACCAGUUACAGGGCGAACUCAUCAAAUAAGAGUGCAUCUACAAUAUACAGGGCAUCCCAUAGCGAAUGACCCGCUUUAUCUAACUCAACACGUGGAUGAUCUAGAGACCAAGAUUGCCAAAAGAAUUGAUGCGGGUGAGAGAAAGCUUGUCUCCCCAGAAGACUAUGUGUAUUCCAGUGAAGAUUUCAGCAUCGAUCCAAUGUGCACAAACUGCCCAAAGCUGAUCCCACAAGGGUACGAGGAGCAUGAUGAGGCUCUUUGGUUGCAUUGCGUUCGUUACUCUGGAACCGGAUGGGAAUACGAGUGUCCUUAUCCAUCUUGGGCUUCCCUUUAACCAUUUUUACAUUGCCAUUUUCUUAGACAAGAAACUGUAAUUCUUAUUAGUUAUUACCAACAGUUGUAGCAACUCACUUGUUUAAGGGUUGUACUGUUAUAAUCUGAUCAAGUUGAUUUGUUGGAUUCAAAAAUUCUUUCUCAUCUCACUCGCCCAUACUUUAUGAAAUGAACUUUGUGCCA
This is a messenger RNA of Brassica napus (rape), 1406 nucleotides long. RefSeq names its product RNA pseudouridine synthase 7. NCBI's taxonomy places the organism in Eukaryota, Viridiplantae, Streptophyta, Magnoliopsida, Brassicales, Brassicaceae. The transcript has 11 exons. Bases 67 to 1224 code for a protein of 385 amino acids. Gene Ontology annotation, biological process: pseudouridine synthesis. The record is from RefSeq and is a predicted model, not a curated record. Gene Ontology annotation, molecular function: RNA binding; pseudouridine synthase activity.